AUUUUGAAAUUGUGUGUGUGAAAAAAGUGCAAUAUAAUUAAAUUAUUCUUAUCGUUUCCUAUUUCAACGAAUUUGGACUUUAGAUUCGCUAGAAUGGCAGAAAACAACAUGGCAAAUCGAAAUAAAUCGCUGCAGCUGAAAAAGUUUAAGCGUGUUGCCAGCAAAGCGCUACGCAUGGAGCGUGAAAGAUCUGAGCUGGAAAUGAAGCUGUUGAGCACUGCUAACCCAAAUAAAGUGAUUCGAGAUCCACAACCGGAAAUCAAAGAUCUACACAUGCUACCGCCUCUGUCAAUAAAGCGGCCGCCGAGUAAAUUAAUGCCACUGAACAUGAGACCCAGUUCACAACCGCCCAGUUCUCGAAGGGUUAUGAGCAUGCCGUUGUGUGUUAACAACAAUGAACUGCCUGGCCCCAAGCCAGAAAACAAUAAGCUACAUGGCCAUAUUUCAGAUGAUAUUUAUUUACUUGGCCGCCGGUCGCCGGAGGAUAAUGUAUAUCUUCAACAUCGCCUGCGGCGUACACUGGACGACCAAAUGUUUGCACAUCAUCCAAAAGAUAAUUAUGUGCAACAACACCUCUCCAAUGAUGAAGAUAUAUUGCAUCGUCGCCAGGUGAAGCAAUUGCAUGAUCAUGCCCAACAACGCGUUCGAGUUGCCACAGCAGCCGCAGCAGCGGCUGCCUCCACAGUUGUUGCCCAAAUACGUAAGGAUGCCAUCGAUGCCGUUGCACACCAGCAGGCUCCCUAUAUGCGUAUGGCUGCCAUUGCCAAUGCCCGAUCGAAAUCUAGCAAUAAAUCUAGAGAAAGCGACCAGCGUCGGGUGAUUCGUAAUUCGAAUUUGCUCAGCUCGGCGCUCAGCAUUAUUCGCGAAAUGGAUCCAGCAUUUUUGGAGACACUCUGUUAUGCUAUUCAUGAUCAAGUUACCAAGGACGAUGCACCGGAGUCCGAUUAGCUAUCUUAAUCGUUAUAGAUUCCGUUCACAUAUAUAUAUAUAUCGUUAUAGUUUUUGUUAAUUUACUUCGCUUUCGCCAAUUUGAAAAUGGAUUUGAAAAAUUAUAUGUUUUAGUUCCACAUUGUUGACUACUCCAAUGAGGAAACAAACAAUUUUUUAAAGUAAAUAUGGUGCUGGA
Messenger RNA from Drosophila hydei, 1126 nucleotides. RefSeq lists its product as uncharacterized. NCBI's taxonomy places the organism in Eukaryota, Metazoa, Arthropoda, Insecta, Diptera, Drosophilidae. The transcript has 2 exons. The coding region runs from base 94 to 948 and encodes 284 amino acids. The record is from RefSeq and is a predicted model, not a curated record.